UUCGCUCCCCAGCCCUUGGCAUCUGCUUUUCAGGACAUGGCCACUCCCAAAAGGAUGGAGAAAAGCAACUGAGACGUCCCCGAGGCCCCUGCGCUCCUGCAAACGGCCUCUGAGACUGGCCUCAUCGUCUCUAGUUUGGCUUCGUGGGGUGCAGGGCAUUUCUUCCCAGCCUGCUCUGGAUCCUUUUUAGUGGGGCAGCAGACCAAAGGAGAUGGAAGAAAAGGAGCGAUGUGAUAAAUUCCAACUGGAGUCCUGAUGCUAUAAGGGGAUUUAAAUCUUAUUUUGAUAUUUUUUGAAAGGACACAGAGGGGAGGACUUAACACCAAUAGAAACUUUUUAUGGGGUGGAGGAGGAGGGAGAGGGGAAAUGUUCCAGAUCCUUACAUGAUUUUUGCAAUCAGUCAAUUACUAAAAGCACAAGAGGAGUGUUUGCCAGCCGGAAGCAGGAUUUGUCAAUAACGGAAGGGAAUAGUGAGCUCUUGUUUUGAUUGUGGAGGGGAGAAAAACUUAAGACUCCUCUGUUUCUCAUCACCUUCCCCUCAACUGUCCUAUGAAAAAAUGAGUUGUGUGCCAUGGAAAGGUGACAAAAUCAAAUCGGAAUCGCCUGAGCCACCACAGCUGGCACCACUCCGUAUUUACCAUGAGAAACAGCGUAGGGAAUUGUGUGCUCUCCAUGCCCUAAAUAAUGUCUUCCAGGACAGCAACGCAUUCACCCGGGAAACACUUCAAGAGAUUUUCCAGAGACUGUCUCCCAACACCAUGGUGACACCACACAAGAAGAGCAUGCUGGGAAACGGGAACUAUGAUGUGAAUGUCAUCAUGGCAGCGCUUCAGACCAAAGGCUAUGAAGCAGUUUGGUGGGAUAAGCGCAGGGAUGUUAAUGUUAUUGCCCUCUCUAAUGUGAUGGGUUUCAUCAUGAAUCUGCCCUCGAGUCUCUGCUGGGGUCCCCUGAAGCUCCCUCUUAAACGACAGCAUUGGAUCUGUGUCCGGGAGGUGGGUGGCACCUACUACAAUCUUGACUCCAAACUCAAGGUGCCUGAGUGGAUUGGAGGUGAAAGCGAGCUCAGGAAAUUUUUGAAAUAUCAGCUGAGGGGAAAGAACUGUGAACUUCUGCUGGUGGUACCAGAGGAAGUAGAAGCACAUCAGAGCUGGAGAGCUGACAUGUGACCAGGACUUGUCUCAUCCUUUCUCACUACAGCUCCAGUCAUUUCCCCCCCCCCCCUCCUCUAACCUGGAUAAUGGGUGUCCUGACUCUCCUCCUCUGGAACUUCCAUUGGUCUCUUUUCUUUCUUUAUGGAUGGUGCAAUAGCGGGAGUGGUAUAGGGUAUUGUGGGGGGACAGAAUGGAUGAGGAUGGAAGCCAGUCACUUUUUAAUGAGAGAAUGAGUGCUGUGCUUUUAACUUGAUUACCUUGCAUAGUGCUCUUUAAAAUAGGCUUUGGGAAGAGGUGUUUGGAACACUCUGCUGAUUCUCCUUCAUGCCCCAAUAUCUUAAAGAUUGCUUAUGGUUGGACACUAUUCCCUCCAGACUUGAUUUAAAACUUUACCUGGGAAGUGUCAAGCAUGCUGCCGCCUCUCUAAAACAAUCUCUCCAUCCAAAGCAAACUAUUUAAGAUACAUUUGCAAAUCAUAGGGGACUGUCAGGAAACUCUUGAACACUAGCAAUGGUAUAGUGCUCUGUAGAAUCUCCUGCUUGGUGAGGGCUUGUGCCAAGGAUUAAGGACAACCUAUCUACAAAAAGAGGGGCUAUCUUUUAAAACAAAACAAAAAAAAAAAACAUGGGGGAGUCUUCUCGAUGUCUUUAUGGAUUUUAGUUCAGCAGAUGGUCUAGAUGCUUCUUUAGAUAGGGCAGGCUGAUUAGGGAAUAGAAAUGAUAACAGGUUUAGACUGGUUCAGAAGCACUAAGUAUCUGGAGUGCAAGAGGCCCCUUGGGGCCUAUAGAGGGUUUUCUUUGGCAAGUGUAUAUCCUCUUGUUCCUGUAUGUGCACUUAUUAAUCCAGGAGCUGAUUGCAGAGAAGCAUAUAAAACUGAAGGUGUUUAAGAAGAUGGAAGCAGUUGUUCCCUCUUAUUUCCCUCCUCUGUGGAACACUAGUUAUGGCCAUGAUAGAGAGAUCGAAUCAUGCAAAGCAAAAUCAAAGAAAGGCUUUGCAAUUGGAGGUUUCUGUAUCUCCUGUCACUGCUAGCAAUUAUUGUGGGAGAUGCAUACAGGGUUCAGGAGAGUCUUCCUGAUGGUAAGAGCAAACUGUCUAGCAUGGCAGCUGAACCAAAGUCUUUGGUUUUGGCUAACAUUCCUGACGGCUGAAUCAUCUCACCCUCUGUUCCCUCCUGCAGAGAAAAGUGACUAAGACAGGGAGACUCUAGUAGGAAUCUUUCACUCAUAUUUUUUUUUCUAUGCCACCAGGUGCUGAGUGUAGUUUAAUCAUUCCUUCUGCAGAAAGAGGAAAGGGUGAGUUUGGAAUAGAUUUCACACUACUAGUGACUCUUCCUGGUCAAGCUAUGUUACAACUGUGUCAUUUCCUAAUGCACAAGCUGUCCUCCUAGUUGUAACAGCAAGUGCAGAGCAUUGAUGGAAACCAGUGCAUUGAUGGGUAAUCUAGUGUCUAAAGCUGAACUUACAAAACCACCAAAGCCUUCCGUUUUCAACAGACAGAGGCCAUGUGGCAACAGAACAAGAGUGGUGCGUGUGGUCAACUCUGGACAUCUUACAAGCACCAUGCUUGCAAUCUCUUGACGACACAUUGGCAGUGGCUCUUCUGCAUGUUCUACAGUCCAAGCCCAAUGUUUCUACAAGACCCCUACUUCCUUCUUAACACCACAUUCCAAUGACCAAAACCAGCUGGCAAAAUUUUUAAACUCAUCACAAGCAGGAAUUCUGCUUAUGACUUGAAGCCAUUUUCUAAAAGGGAAGGAAGAAUAAAAAUCAACAGCAAAAGAAUUUUCUAUGCUGAUUAAAAUCGCACUUUGGAGAGAUCCUGUUUGCAUGGAAGCCGCUAGCCAAUGGAUCAGUGCACAAUAUGCAAAGAUGUUUUAAAAAACAUUGUGGGGCUGCCUCCCUAUAUUUAUAUCUAAUGUCACUGCUUAACCCCCAGGGAAAGGGUGUGAUCCAGCUGCUCAGGAAAAGGGAAACUGUAUGAUCACAUCCCUGGGGAAUAGUGUUGUGGUGACAAGGAGGGGAAACAUGAAUCCCACUGCUUGGGAGUGGGAAAGCCCAUGUUAGUUUUUCUUGCUUGUUUGGUUUUGUUAUAGCCUUGUCUUGGAUUUGUUUACAGAGAUGUAUUUUGUUUAACCAAAUAUUAAAAAUGGAAAAAUCUCCAUAUAAAGUGUCCCAGUCACUUCUGUGUGUGCAGCUGAAUUGUUCUGUAACAUGGUAUGUAAAGGAAAAAUAAACUGUUCUUUGUUA
Messenger RNA from Pelodiscus sinensis (Chinese soft-shelled turtle), 3397 nucleotides. NCBI's taxonomy places the organism in Eukaryota, Metazoa, Chordata, Testudines, Trionychidae. The record is from RefSeq and is a predicted model, not a curated record.